CCGGCCUUGCGGCCUGCGGGGGAGGCUGCCCGGAGGAGGCGGCGACGGUGGCAGCGGCGGCGCAUCCCAGGCCCCCAAGAGCACGACUGCCUUUCUGCCAGAUCUAUCCAUCUGGCCAUCCAGCCGCGGGGGUCCGCAAUGGCUACCUUCAGCCGCCAGGAAUUUUUCCAGCAGCUACUGCAGGGCUGUCUCCUGCCUACCGCCCAGCAGGGCCUUGAUCAGAUCUGGCUGCUCCUUGCCAUCUGCCUCGCCUGCCGCCUCCUCUGGAGGCUUGGGCUGCCAUCCUACCUGAAGCAUGCAAGCACCGUGGCAGGCGGGUUCUUCAGCCUCUACCACUUCUUCCAGCUGCACAUGGUUUGGGUCGUGCUGCUCAGCCUCCUGUGCUACCUCGUGCUGUUCCUCUGCCGGCAUUCCUCUCACCGUGGCGUCUUCCUCUCCGUCACCAUCCUCAUCUACCUACUCAUGGGUGAGAUGCACAUGGUAGAUACCGUGACAUGGCACAAGAUGAGAGGGGCCCAGAUGAUCGUGGCCAUGAAGGCGGUGUCUCUGGGCUUCGACCUGGACCGGGGCGAGGUGGGUGCGGUGCCCUCGCCUGUGGAGUUCAUGGGCUACCUCUACUUCGUGGGCACCAUCGUCUUUGGGCCCUGGAUAUCCUUCCACAGCUACCUACAGGCUGUCCAAGGCCGCCCACUGAGCCGCCGAUGGCUGCAAAAGGUGGCCCGGAGCCUGGCGCUGGCCCUGCUGUGCCUUGUGCUGUCCACUUGCGUGGGCCCCUACCUCUUCCCAUACUUCAUUCCCCUCGAUGGUGACCGUCUCCUUCGCAAGUGGCUGCGAGCCUAUGAGAGCGCCGUCUCCUUCCACUUCAGCAACUAUUUUGUGGGCUUUCUGUCCGAGGCCACGGCCACGUUGGCAGGGGCUGGCUUCACCGAGGAGAAGGAUCAUCUGGAAUGGGACCUGACAGUGUCCAAGCCAAUAAAUGUGGAGCUGCCACGGUCAAUGGUGGAGGUUGUCACGAGCUGGAACCUGCCUAUGUCUUAUUGGCUGAAUAACUAUGUUUUCAAGAAUGCUCUCCGCCUAGGGACCUUCUCAGCAGUGCUGGUCACCUACGCAGCCAGUGCCCUCCUGCACGGCUUCAGCUUCCACCUGGCCGCAGUACUGCUGUCCCUGGCCUUUAUCACCUACGUGGAACACGUCCUCCGGAAGCGCCUAGCUCGGAUCCUCAGUGCCUGCGUCUUGUCUAAGCGGUGCCCGCCUGACUGUUCACACCGGCAUCGCUUGGGUCUGGGGGUUCGAGGCCUAAACUUGCUCUUCGGGGCCCUGGCCAUCUUCCACCUGGCCUACCUUGGCUCUCUGUUUGAUGUCGAUGUGGAUGACACCACAGAGGAGCAGGGCUACGGCAUGGCAUACACUGUCCACAAGUGGUCAGAGCUCAGCUGGGCCAGUCACUGGGUCACUUUUGGAUGCUGGAUCUUCUACCGUCUCAUAGGCUAAGGCAUACAAUCCUCUUAGCACCCUCAAGACCCCUCCUUGGGGUGCCAGCUCUGAUGGAGGAUGCGGGAAGGCCCUCUCUACUCCCUUGACCCCACUCCACCCAUGAUCCCAAACACCCCUACACACACAUCCACACACACACACACCAUUCCCAUGCCUGUCAAUCCCCACUACACCAUAAGGCGGGCAGGGGGCUGGCCCCUGCUGGGGCCUAGGGGUGGGGGAUACUUGGGAAAGCAAAGAGGGGGAGAUCCAGGGCCUCCCCGCCUACCUUCUCCUUUUUUAUAUUCAGUUUGUUAUUGUCAAAUAAAA
Molecule: messenger RNA, 1803 nt
Organism: Lepus europaeus (European hare)
Lineage: Eukaryota; Metazoa; Chordata; Mammalia; Lagomorpha; Leporidae
Gene: PORCN
Product: porcupine O-acyltransferase
Exons: 13
Coding region: 139-1491 (450 amino acids)
Biological process (GO): Wnt protein secretion; canonical Wnt signaling pathway; lipid modification
Cellular component (GO): endoplasmic reticulum; membrane
Molecular function (GO): Wnt-protein binding; palmitoleoyltransferase activity
Source: RefSeq, a predicted model, not a curated record